GCCUUCUCGCGGUGCACCUGCCCCCUCUCAGGAAAGCAACCCGUUUCGUUUGUUGCCUUGUCGUCAUCAUCACAACCCACAGUAGCCAUCAUCCUUCUACCUCGACGAUCGAUUAGCAGAACAAAGACCUUUUCCCCCUUCCAGUGCCACCGUGCAACCGGCCGACCGAACACGCGACCGAGCCGUGAGCAACCAUGUCAGGGGCACAAAGCAAGCGCCAGGCGGCGCGGAACGAAAAGGUCCUGCAGGAGCUCGUCCAGGGCGUUCCGGGCAACAAUCUUUGCGCCGAUUGCCACUCUCGAAACCCAGCUUGGGCAUCAUGGAGCCUUGGUGUGUUUCUGUGCAUGCGUUGCGCCGCCAUACAUCGCAAGCUGGGGACACACAUCUCGAAAGUCAAGUCCUUGAGCAUGGACAGUUGGUCAAACGAGCAGGUCGAUAACAUGCGCAAGGUCGGCAACGCCACUUCCAACAAGAUCUACAAUCCCCAGAACAAGAAGCCCCCUGUUCCCAUCGAUGCCGAUGAGGCGGACUCGGCCAUGGAGCGAUUCAUUCGGCAGAAGUACAUGAACAAUUCGGUUGCCAGCGCGAGGCGGCAUAACACGGGUAGCACCGAAUCCGAUGAGACUCCUCCCCCGCUGCCGCCAAAGACCCCCAGCAGGUUUGGGUUCCGUUCCGCCUCUUCGAUCUUCCCACUCUCGUCCAAGGCAAAAAAGGAUAUCGACUCGUCUAGGCGACCUCCGCCCUCGCCACGAAGCUUUGAUGACCGUGCCACGCCCGUAUCGCCUAGAGGCAGACCAUCAAAACCGUUCGGGGCGUCCGUUCAGCAUGACGACCAGGAUGGCAUGGAACAUAAGCUAAUGCGGCUGCGGGAUAUGGGCUUCAUCGACGAGCAGCGGAACUCUAUGGUAUUGCGCGGUAUGGGUGGGAAUCUGGAGAAGACGAUUGAAGCUUUGGUCAGACUGGGAGAAGGGUCUGCCGGACUAUCCGUGGCUCGGGAAACCGUCACGCCACUCAAGCGAUCAUUGACCCCGUCGUCAUCCCACCUAGGCGUUCCCCAGUCGGCCACAUCCCCGUCAGGAUCGUCAACGAACCCGUUCGACAUGUUGGACAUGCCGCCCGCCCAACCCCAGUCGUCCCAGUCAACGGGUACGCUGCAGAACAAAAAUCCGUACAACAACAACAACACGUCCACCAACCCUUUCGGAGUUCCAACUCAGCAGAGUUAUGGUUUCGAGCAGGCCCUCCAGAACAUGUCACUUUCAGCAUCACCGCAGCCGCAAUCCCUGUUCCCUAACCAUACCGGAGGUGUCUCCGCCUACAACCAGGGGCAACAACAACAGCAGCAGGACUACAACCCGUUCCAUCAGAUGCAGCAGAGUCCCCAGGCAUACCAGCAACAGCAGGCAGUUAACGGGCAGAUGCCGCAAAUGCCGCAGAACGCGGCACCAACGGUAUUCAACAGCAAUCAAACCUACCCUCCUAUGACGCAACAGCCAAUGCCGACAGGGUCCAAUCCUUUCUUUCAACACCAGCAACAACAGCAGCAGCAGCCAUCAUCCCUUUCUGUAAACACUGCUGUUGGAAUGGGUCAAUUUGCAGGCAACCCCUUCAUGGCUAAAUCGCCGACCCGAGUCCAAUCGCCCACGACUCUGACUCAGAUUCCUGAGCAGACUCAGCAGAACUUCUACCACAGUGCAACGGCAACACAGGCGCCGUGGGGCUCACAAGCUCCCGCAAUGCUUUACUCGACGCCAUUAAGUGCCCCCGUCCAGUCGCAGAGCAACAACCCCUUUUACGUGCCGCAACAGCAACCACAGCAACAAAACAUGGCCCCAAGACCAGACACGGCAUCAAUCAUGGCCUUGUACAAUAGCUCGCCAGCACAACCAGCGUCAAAUCCCUACCAACAGCAGCAGCAGCAGCAGCAGCAGCAGCAUCCGAACCAGGGUAGCAACAUGCCUCUGACAACCUCACCCGGCCAAUUUCAGCAACAGCUGCAGCAAAACCCACAUAACUUCACGCCUCAGGCGCCAGCGAGGUCAAUGACUACCCCCGCCCUGUCAUCAGGUACCAAAAAUCCGUUCAUGAGCAUGGCGGGUGGUGCAGCCGAGGUCACGGCACCGUCGGGCGCCAGGAGUAGGGACAGCGUGCUGGCCCAGGGCUUGGAGUGGACUAAUGGGCGGCAUAGCCCGGACGCGUUUGCCAGCCUCAGCGCCAGGACAUAGGGACCUGCUUGCGGGGGCGGCUGAAUGAAGAACACGCACUGAGGACGGCGAUAGAUGGUUGUGAGGGAUUAUACGUAAUGUAAUGAAAGCUUGGUUGGAAUGGGAGGACUUGCACUGCUGCGGGCUAAGCUUACCGGUCGACCUGGAAUGCUUGUGCCUUUUGUGUUAAUUCUAAGCAAAAUUGUUGAAAUAAUUAGGCCGAUGCCUUUGUAUAUACACAUUGUAUUCUUUUUGUUGCAUUUGGAAAUGCACUUGCGACUCUGCCCUGACAGACAUACCGCUAGGACUAUGUAGACAAUCACGGCAUAGCGCAUGUAGACGGGUUAUGAAGCCUGUUUGAACAGCGAAACAACCAAUACCUUGUAGUAAUUGUGCAACAUAGACAGGAGUCACAUCGCACUCGCCAUACGCGAGCUCAGACAUACAGCGCAAUAUGUCAAGAUUAAGCAA
This is a messenger RNA of Pyricularia oryzae 70-15, 2675 nucleotides long. RefSeq lists its product as uncharacterized. Gene Ontology annotation, cellular component: Golgi apparatus. Lineage: Eukaryota; Fungi; Ascomycota; Sordariomycetes; Magnaporthales; Pyriculariaceae. The record is from RefSeq and is a predicted model, not a curated record. Gene Ontology annotation, molecular function: protein binding; GTPase activator activity. Gene Ontology annotation, biological process: endoplasmic reticulum to Golgi vesicle-mediated transport; endocytosis; intra-Golgi vesicle-mediated transport. The transcript is spliced from 4 exons. The coding region runs from base 195 to 2225 and encodes 676 amino acids.